Molecule: messenger RNA, 2020 nt
Organism: Theobroma umbraticum
Lineage: Eukaryota; Viridiplantae; Streptophyta; Magnoliopsida; Malvales; Malvaceae
Gene: OCT4
Product: organic cation/carnitine transporter4
Biological process (GO): transmembrane transport
Cellular component (GO): membrane
Molecular function (GO): transmembrane transporter activity
Source: RefSeq, a predicted model, not a curated record
GCUUUUACGUUUUCAAAAAAGAUACACCAGAGGACCCCUGUAUGGCUACCUCGCCAGGAUCAGAUCCCAGUAGCCAUGGCUCCUCGCUAGAGUCACCCUUACUCCCUCCAUCCAAAGAACCCGGAUGGGAACCUGAACCCGGAUCCGAACCCGAGAAGCUCUGCAUAGACGACAUGUUACAAAAGUACUGCGGAGAAUUUGCCUGGCAAUUGAGACACUUUGUUUUAACGAGCCUAGCAUGGGCCCUGGAAGCUUUCCACACCAUGGUGAUGAUAUUCGCAGACCAGGAACCGGCUUGGCGGUGUUUAAGGGGCAGCCGUUCGGGGUGUGAUGAGAAGGAGAGCAGUGUUUGUGGGCUUGAACCGGGGUCUUGGGAAUGGAAGGGUGGUUCGGGAAGCUCCACGGUGGCUCAGUGGGGAUUGGUUUGUGGUGAGAAGUAUAAGGUUGGGCUUGUUCAGGCCUUGUUUUUUGGCGGCUGCAUGAUUGGUGCAGGAGUAUUUGGCCAUCUAUCAGACUCAAAACUGGGAAGAAAAGGUUCCUUAACAGCAGUUUGCAUCUUAAAUGCCAUCUUUGGUUGCCUUACGUCAUUAGCCCCAGACUACUUCACAUAUCUCCUACUUCGGUUUCUGACAGGGUUCAGCACCGGAGGUGUUGGCCUCUGCUGCUUUGUCCUGGCCACUGAACCUGUUGGCCCAACAAAGCGCGGUGCUGCUGGAAUGUCCACAUUCUACUUUUUUUCAACUGGAAUAGCAUUACUCUCAGGCAUAGCUUACAUCUUCCCUUCAUGGCGUGCUCUUUAUAUCGCCUCCUCUAUCCCCUCUAUUAUUUUCCUUGUUCUGGUUGUUCCUUUUAUCUCUGAGUCCCCACGUUGGUACCUUGUUCGUGGGAAAAUGAACGAAGCGAUGAAAAUCAUGCGCACAAUAGCUAAGUCUAAUGGACAAUACCUUCCUGAUGGGGUUAUCCUUGCACUGGAUGAUGAAUCUAAUGAUGCAUCAAAUGAUAACCGGAGUUGCAAAGAAGCAAUUAGUGGUUCUCUUAUAGAUGUAAUCCGAUUACCAAUCACUCGUAUUCGACUUUUUCUAACAGUGGGAAUCAACUUCACAUGCUCAGUUGUGUACUAUGGCCUUAGCUUAAAUGUUGUCAACCUCGAGACAAACCUUUACCUCAAUGUGCUCCUCAAUGCAGUAGCUGAAAUGCCAGCAUUCACCAUAACUGCAAUUAUGUUGGACAAAUUUGGGAGGAAGCCAUUGGCAAUUGGGACACAAUGGUUCAGUGCAAUCUUUUGCUUUACGGGGAGCCUGGUGGGAAACGUUGGAAUAUGGAAAGUAAUAAGAAUGUUUUGCGGGAUUCUAGGGAUAUUUGGCAUGGCCGGAACUUAUAAUCUGUUGUUCAUCUACACAGCAGAGCUCUUUCCUACGGUGGUGAGGAAUGCUGCCCUGGGAUGUGCAACUCAGGCAGCCCAAAUGGGAGCUAUUUUGGCACCAUUUGUUGUGGUUUGGGGCGGUGGCCUUCCGUUCCUAGUGUUUGGUGUGUGUGGAUUGAUUGGAGGGAUGCUUGCAUAUUACUUACCAGAGACACUGAACAAGCCAUUGUAUGACACAAUGACAGGAAUGGAAGAGGGGGAGACUGCUUGAGGAGUUGCAUGAAACGCAAUUGGUGACUCUUUCAAUUUUUGUCACACAGCUUCAUUACAAUAUUGAGCACAUAAACUUCACAUAAUGGGUUUUACUUUCAUGGCAUUUUGAUUAUUCUUUGACAUCCAACAACGGCUAAUCUAUGCAACAGAAUGAGAAUGACUAAAAUUGUUCAGUAAGAGAAAACAAAUCAUUGGUCAAAGCAGAAGCGGAACUUGAGGCCAAACCAUGACUAUAUAGCUUAACACAUUCCUUAAGACUGUUGUAUGUUCCUUUUGCUUUCUGUGAUUCUUAUAUCUGCUUGCUGGUUUGGUUUCUUCAAUGGAUGGUAUGAAGUUCCAUGAAAGCAGCUUUCUUUAGCUCCAUGAAUGAUCUCACUAGAGAGG